This is a messenger RNA of Paramecium pentaurelia, 3088 nucleotides long. Lineage: Eukaryota; Ciliophora; Oligohymenophorea; Peniculida; Parameciidae. The record is from the annotation of a GenBank genome assembly.
AUGCAUUUUUUUCCAUUUGAUAGAAUUCCAGGUAAACUCACUACCUACACUAUCAUUAAAUGUUUAGACAAUGGAAGUUAAGGAUAUGUCUAUUAAGUAAAAGGUGACGAUAAUAAAUUUUAUGCUUUGAAGAGAGUUCUAUAAAUGAAGAUUAGCGAAAAGAAUUUCUUAGAAAAGUAUUUCUAGAAUUAACAGGGUUUUACAUCCUUACUAGUCCAUUAUGAACAUUUUAAUUACAAAAAUAGCUAAAUAAUUAUCCAAGAAUAUUGUACUGGUGGCAAUCUAUAUUAAUUAUUAUCAAAACAAAAUUUAUAGUCCUAAGAAAUAUAAAAAAUUUUAUCCGAUGUAUAAUUUAAUAUUGACUUUAAAGAUCUGCAGAUAACUUUAGGUGUUAAGAGAUCAACACUUUUUUCAUAGAGAUUUGAAGCCAGAAAAUAUUUUAAUUUAAAAGGAUUCCAUAUCAGGUAGAAAUCAUUAUAAAAUAUGUGAUUUUGGAGAAAUUAAAGAAAUCUAAAUUAUUGAUUCUGCAAAUUAAUAAUAAAAAUUUUUCAAUUAAACUAUAAAUGUUGGAACACCAUAUUAUUAAGCCCCAGAAGUAAUAUAAACAUAAUCUUAUGAUUCUUCAGCUGAUAUUUGGUCUUUAGGAGCCUUAAUUUAUGAGCUUUAUACUUGUUAACCUUUAUUUAAUGGAAACACCUUAGAAGAUAUAUAAUAAUAAAUAGUAUCCGUUAAAUAAGAUGAAAGCCUCAUCUAUUCAAAGAUAGAUUAAAUUCAAUGUGAAAACAAAUUUAAGGAAUUGUUAAAAUAAAUGCUAAGCUACAAUGCAAGUAAAAGACCUUCAAUAUAAGAAAUAUAAAAUAUAUAUAAGAUAGAAUAAGCAAUAGAUUUUUAAAAAAUUAUGGAGUAGUCAAAAUUUAAAAUCUAAUCAGAAAAAUAAUUUAUUUAAUAACAAAAUUUAAACAAAGAAUAAGAUGAAUCUUAAAAAAUUAUUUAGAAUAAUUUUCCAUCUGAUUUUUCAUUCUAGGAUAUUGCAGAAGUCAAGCAAAAUUAGAAUUCCCAACAAAAAAACAUAUAAAAUACCUAGUUAAAUUUGUAGUUUAUUCGUGUAGAAUAAAGUUAAGGAAAUUAAUUAUUAUUUAAUAAUAGCUAAAUUGCAGAUAUCAAAUAGAAACCUUAAGACUGCUAAAAAAUUUAACAAAUUUAAGGUAUCAACUAAAAUUAAACACCAUAACAAAUUCAUCCAAACUUUCCUCAAAUGAAUUAAUAAUUCAUAGCAAAUAAUUAUCUUGCAGAAAAGAAUACUGGUAUUUAAAAAAAUGAUAAUGAAAUUAAGAUGUAGCAAAACAACUUCAAUCAAUUAUAAUAAAAUAAAUAAGAAAUACUUAAAUAAGGUAACACUUAUUUUUUAAUUAAGGUUAAUUCCAACAUAAUUUUAAUUAAAUUAAUUAGAGGCCCAAUUAAAAUGCGUUUUAAUUGCCAUAAAAUUUUAUCUUCCCUUAAUUUGAUUAGGCAGCUGCUAACUCUUAAUAAAAUUAAAAUUUACCUAAACAGGGACAAAAAUUUAUGUGGAGUAAUUACUAAUAAGAUAUUUAAAAUAAAUAAUUUAAUAAGGGUCAAUAAUAUUAUCAAUUUAAUUAAGCAGCUGCUUUAAAUUGGUAGGGUUAGAAUUUAGAUAUGAAAAUUGAAAAUAAAGGAUAUGUAAAUGUGUAAUAAUAACAGUAAUAAUAAUAAAAUUAAUAACAAAAUUAAUAAUACAUUUAAUAACAAUAUUAGUUUCAACAAUAUUAAUUGUUUUAAUACCAAUAAUAAUAAUAAUAAUAAUAAUAAUAAUAAUAAUAAUAAUAAUAAUAAUAAUAAUAAUAAUAAUAAUAAUAAUAAUAAUAAUAAUAAUAAUAAUAAUAAUAAUAAUAACAAUAAUAAUAAUAGUAAUAAUAAUAAUAAUAGCAACAAUAAUAAUAAUAGCAAUAAUAAUAAUAAUAGCAAUAAUAAUAAUAAUAGCAAUAAUAAUAAUAAUAGCAAUAAUAAUAAUAAUAGCAAUAAUAAUAAUAAUAGCAAUAAUAAUAAUAAUAGCAAUAAUAAUAAUAAUAGCAAUAAUAAUAAUAAUAGCAAUAAUAAUAAUAAUAGCAAUAAUAAUAAUAAUAGCAAUAAUAAUAAUAAUAGCAAUAAUAAUAAUAAUAGCAAUAAUAAUAAUAAUAGCAAUAAUAAUAAUAAUAGCAAUAAUAAUAAUAAUAGCAAUAAUAAUAAUAAUAGCAAUAAUAAUAAUAAUAGCAAUAAUAAUAAUAAUAGCAAUAAUAAUAAUAAUAGCAAUAAUAAUAAUAAUAGCAAUAAUAAUAAUAAUAGCAAUAAUAAUAAUAAUAGCAAUAAUAAUAAUAAUAGCAAUAAUAAUAAUAAUAGCAAUAAUAAUAAUAAUAGCAAUAAUAAUAAUAAUAGCAAUAAUAAUAAUAAUAGCAAUAAUAAUAAUAAUAGCAAUAAUAAUAAUAAUAGCAAUAAUAAUAAUAAUAGCAAUAAUAAUAAUAAUAGCAAUAAUAAUAAUAAUAGCAAUAAUAAUAAUAAUAGCAAUAAUAAUAAUAAUAGCAAUAAUAAUAAUAAUAGCAAUAAUAAUAAUAAUAGCAAUAAUAAUAAUAAUAGCAAUAAUAUUAAUAGCAAUAAUAAUAAUAAUAGCAAUAAUAAUAAUAAUAAUAAUAAUAAUAAUAAUAAUAAUAAUAAUAAUAAAUACAUGAUUAAAAUUAAUCUAUAUAAUUGAAAAAUAUAAAACCAAUUUUAAAGUAAAAUCAGUAAAUUUUUGAAUCAAUUAUAGAAAUGCCUGCAGAAAUAGAAUAAUCUAUAGAAAUAAAAUCAAAUAAAGUAAAAAUUUAAAUAUUAAAUUAGAUAAAUUAAAUAAAUUAGAGAAUCAAAUAAACAUUUAAUAUUCCUGCAGAGAUUAUCGAAAUCUAGAAUGAAGAAGAUUUAAAGAAACCAGAAUAUGCACAGAGAAUUAGAGAUUAUUUAAUUAAAUAAUAUCAGUAGAUUAAAUAAAUGAAAGAUCCUAAUCAAUACGAAGUUAAACUUCCAAAUUAAAAAUUGAACACUGAGUACUAUAAUUAUUGAU